CAAAUAUAACACUUCUGCCACUGUAUCUUAGAGUGUGAAAGAAGACGUGCUUAACUCUAAUUUGUCUCCUGAACAAGAAAAAUGGGCUGUGAUCUGAAGUAUGGGCUCAUCGCUGGGGUAGUCCUUGGUGCAUUUCUGGCUGUUGUUGGAGUUAUCAUAAUCCCAGUUGGAAACAUGUUUAUGGACGAUACAAUUAAAAAGGAACUUGUCCUUGAAGAAGGUACAGCUGCUUUUCAUAGCUUGUUUAGAACACACGUGAAAAUACAUAGACAGUUUUGGAUCUUUGAUGUGCAAAACCCAGAGGAAGUGACAGUGAAUGGUGGCAACAUUAAAGUUAAGCAAAGAGGUCCCUACACCUACAGAGUUCGUUAUUUAGCAAAAGAAAACAUAACCCAGGACACUGAGAACCACACAAUCUCUUUCAUACAGCCCAAUGGUGCCAUCUUUGAACCUUCACUAUCAGUUGGAUCUGAGAAUGACACAUUCACAGUUCUCAAUCUGGCUGUAGCUGCUGCAGCCCAUAUCUACCAGAAUUCAUUUUUUCCAAUGGUACUCAAUACACUUAACAAUCAGUCAAAAUCUUCUAUGUUCCAAAGAAGAACUUUGAAAGAUCUGUUGUGGGGCUAUAUGGAUCCAUUUUUGAGUUUGGUUCCAUACCCUGUUCCUACCACAGUUGGUGUGUUUUAUCCUUACAACAACACUGCAGAUGGAGUUUAUAAAAUUUUCAGUGGAAAGGAUGACAUAAGCAAAGUCGCCAUAAUUGAGACUUACAAAGGUAAAAAGAAUCUCUCCUACUGGGCAAGUUAUUGUGACAUGAUUAAUGGUACAGAUGGAACCUCAUUUCCACCUUUUCUUGAGAAGACCAGGGUAUUGUACAUCUUUUCCGCUGAUAUUUGCAGGUCAAUCUAUGUUGUAUUUGAAGCCGACGUUAAUCUGAAAGGAAUCCCUGUGUAUAGAUUUGUUCUUCCAGCCAAGGCCUUUGCAUCCCCUCUUCAAAAUCCAGACAACCAUUGUUUCUGCACAGAAAAAAUUAUCUCUAAAAACUGUACAUCGUAUGGUGUGCUAGACCUCAGCAAAUGCAAAGAAGGAAAACCCGUGUACAUUUCACUCCCUCAUUUUCUACACGCGAGUCCUGAUGUUUCAGAACCGAUUGAAGGCUUAAACCCAAAUGAGGAAGAACAUGGGACAUACUUGGAUGUUGAACCGAUAACUGGAUUCACUUUACGAUUUGCUAAACGGCUACAGGUCAACAUGUUGGUCAAGCCAGAAGAAAGAAUUCAAGCACUAAAGCAUCUGAAGAAGAAAUAUAUUGUGCCUAUUCUCUGGUUUAAUGAGACUGGUACCAUUAGUGAUAGGGCGGCAAGACUGUUCAAAGAUCAAGUGACUGACAGAAAGAACUUCUUUCGCCAUUUAGGAAUCAUCUUACUCAUUGUUGGUGUGGUGAUGUUUGCUGUUUUUAUGAUUUCAUAUUUUCUAUACACAUUAACUAUGUAA
Molecule: messenger RNA, 1494 nt
Organism: Otolemur garnettii (small-eared galago)
Lineage: Eukaryota; Metazoa; Chordata; Mammalia; Primates; Galagidae
Product: platelet glycoprotein 4-like
Exons: 13
Coding region: 82-1494 (470 amino acids)
Biological process (GO): long-chain fatty acid import into cell; lipoprotein transport; low-density lipoprotein particle clearance
Cellular component (GO): cytoplasm; caveola; cell surface
Molecular function (GO): low-density lipoprotein particle binding; low-density lipoprotein particle receptor activity; scavenger receptor activity
Source: RefSeq, a predicted model, not a curated record